This is a messenger RNA of Drosophila subobscura, 7675 nucleotides long. RefSeq names its product serine/threonine-protein kinase ATR (gene mei-41). The transcript has 5 exons. Gene Ontology annotation, cellular component: nucleus. Gene Ontology annotation, biological process: DNA damage checkpoint signaling; telomere maintenance; protein phosphorylation. NCBI's taxonomy places the organism in Eukaryota, Metazoa, Arthropoda, Insecta, Diptera, Drosophilidae. Gene Ontology annotation, molecular function: protein binding; protein serine/threonine kinase activity. Bases 75 to 7637 code for a protein of 2520 amino acids. The record is from RefSeq and is a predicted model, not a curated record.
AUCCGCGGUCGCUCUGUUUUGCCGGUCUUUUGCUUUUUUGAUGAUUUUGCUGAUUUUUAAAUAUAUUUGGCGAAAUGGCGAACCAUCGCAAGGAAAUGUGGAAGCUGCUGUAUAAUCUGGUGAAUAGGAACGAAGGCAACUUGUCGCAGGCGUACACAGUCAUUGAGGACAUACUGUGCCAGGAGCCGAGUCUCAUCAGUUGCUCGCUGGUCCGCGAGCUAAACAACAAAUUCCAAGACACAUUUCUGCUGUGGCUGCUGAACAAACUAGCCAAGUGCUUGGGCGAGAGUGCUGAAGGCAGUCGGUGCCUCAAUCUGCAGAGGAAAAUUAUUAGCUCCUGCUGCUCGAAUCAUCCGAAGCUGUACGAGCGCCUGGUGAAGGCCUAUGUGGAGGCCCUGCAGGAGAUUCAUGUGCAAUUGAGUGCACUUGACUACAGCGAAGGGUCUGCGAGGAACAAUAAGACACUUACCCUGCGGAUAUUCACGUGCGAUGCCGCUCCUCUGCUGGAAUUCGAUCCCCAGUGCGCAUUCGAGGACAUCCAGCUGUCGGUGGACACAGCGGAUGCUUAUGCCAAGAGUUUGAUGGCGAUACUGCAACACGCGCACCACAUUGGAGAUGCCACACAUGGCGACAUAUUCUCGGGCAGCCUGCAGCAGGCGCUGCUCAUCCUCAAGGAGUGCGACAUGGACACGAAGCUGGCCAGCCUGGACUACUGCCACGGCGUGUUGAAGUCUCAGUCCUCCCAGAGCUGGGUGUCCAAUCCCGAUGUGGCGCACUACGCGCAGCUGACACUGGAGGCUAUCACCAUGAUGUGGUCCAUGGCUGGCAAGUGGCUGGAAAUGGUUUGCAUGAGCCAGCAGGAGCUGAAACGACUCGAUGUCUGCACUCGCCAACUGUUGCUUGUGCUGCAGCUGCGUGGCCGCGAGGCCCUGCAUCAGAGUUUUCUGCUCCUAAAUGAGAUUCUGUGCUUGUCCAAGAACCUGCAAAUCGACGAGGGAUUGCUGCAGUGUCAGAGCGAUUACGUGCAAGGCCUGCUGGAGGAUAGUUCGGUGUCUUCGAUGGAGCAACUGUUGCUGCUGAAGGAGCUCUUGAUGAGCCACUGGCGCUCGCAUCCCGCACAGCUGCUGCCACUGUUGGCGCUGCUGGCAGGGAAGCAGCCCGAAAUGCGCUCGUCCAUCGUUCAGGCCUUGACGCUGUCGCUCUCCCAGCUGCUGCCGCAGAACCAGCACCAAGCAGACGACUGGCGCGAAAUGGUUGCCAUACUGCGAGCCUUCAAGCAGUUAGAGCAGCUCCUACUGUGGCAGAACCAACAAAAGAUGAUGGAAGGUAAAGACAAGCUGGAUAUGGCGAUGCUGGCGACGUUCCCCCUGCUGUAUGAACUGCCCAGGGAGAUGGACAUCAACUGGAAUCAGCUCUCAACGCAUUUGGUUUGUCAGGAGUCCAGGCGCCGCUCCAGCGCUGAAGAGCUGCAGCUAUACCUCGAGAUCUGCGCACUGCUGAUGCAGGUCGCCUGCAUACGCCACUCACUGAAGCCGCAAAUGCAGCAGCAACUGCUGGCCAUUCUCCAGCGGCAUUUGUUCGAGGGAUUGGUGCACCUGUGCGCUGUUCGCCUGGAGACGCCAUCGAGUGCGCACACCCAGCUGCAGUCCUUCUAUGCCCAGCAAUACAUGAGCCUCAUUGAGUGGAGCGAGGAGACCUUCUGCCAGUAUCUGCCGCAGCUGUAUCUCUCGGGCUUCCUCAAGACAGAGCAACUGCUGAAGGCGCUGCCCUGCAUUGGGCAUCCGUCUGCACGGAGUCAAGUGAUUCGCCUGCUACUGUGCUCCCAGCUGAGUGCGUUUAAGGUGGAAGAUCGCGUGGAGUUGUACUGCCCGCAGUGUCGGCCACUGCCGGAACAGCUGCCUGGCCUCUUUCUGGGCAAGUCAAAGCCAAAUGCCGCCACGAAUCUGGAACUCAACAGCGCCACGCUCGAACUGAUUGUCAAGGAUUUGCUUUUCCAAGCGGAUUCCUCGUUCAUUGCCCAUCACCUGGAUGUGCUCGGAGUCAGUCCCGAGCUGGUCCUGCGCCUGCUGAAGGCGGGACUGCAGGGAGUGAGCGAGAAGAGCUUCAGUCUGCUGGUUCCCGCAUUGAGCUCAAAGUCUUCGGACUUCAUGCAACAGCUGGGCCACUUUAUGCUCGAUGCCAUCAAGCAAAUGCUGGCCAAGCCACUCGCAGAGCAAAGCAAAUUGGAGCAGCGUGCCCUGCUGCGCAUAAUCAUCUCCUGUGCGCACUCGGACAUUGAUGAGAUUUGGCUCUAUCACUGGUUCAAGAUGACCUUCUUCUUCCUGGUGCACACGCACUCGCUCGUGGCCCAGGAGGCUGUGAUGACUGCCACGGAGAUGUGUGCACGCCAUGGCCUGCAGACGGUCAACCUAUGGAACUGGUACAAGCGGGAUGCCCUCGAUCUGGCCGUGCGUCUUGCCCUCAUCGCAUACCUAACGGAUGGAGUGCGCUUCACGCGUUCCCUGCGAGCGCUCACCAAAAUGCUGGGCUUCUCGUGCGUGCAGGAGUUCACCUGCAAGUACCAUCGCCUGCUGACGGCCAUGGUGCUGCCGCACUGCAUCGUGGAGCCGCGCUGCAAGGGCGUACUCGUGCUGAUAGCCAAGCAGCUGCGCAAACCCAUUGCCACGCUCUUCACCAUCUCGUUUCUGCGGCUGUACACGCACGUUUACCUCACCGAAGAGCCAGAGCUGUCCAAUAGCUGUAUUCAGCUGGUGGUUAGCUGCACGCAGUCCAGUCUGCAGGAGCUUAUGAAUGCGGACGUUAAGCAAACUGUCGCCGAGCUGCUGAUUUACUUCAAUCGCAACCCCACGUUCGUGAUGAAAUCAUUCCAGAGCCUGCUGCAGCUGUCCGUGGGCAACGAGCAGCCCCUGUCCAGCCAGUCGGCCAAUGCAGAGUUUGCCACGUUCAUUGCCGAGCGAUUCCUGGGCGUCAUCACCUACUUUGAGAGCUGCCUCAGUGAGCCGUCCUUCGAGAAGCCCCUCAAGGAGGAGACGCUGUACAGUCUGGGUCAGAUUAUGCGCUUUGUGGGCGCGAAACAUGUCACCCAGUUCCGCUUCAAGAUCAUGGCCAUGCUCAGUUUUGUGCACACGCUGCAGGAGCCGCGACUGCAGCGCAUCUGCCUGAAGAUCUGGCACAUAUUUCUGCAUGUGGUGAAUGUCCAGGAGCUGGGCCCCUCCCUGGGCCGCAUUGUGGCCACGCUGCAGCCGCUGCUGCAGGAUGCGGAGAGCGUCAACCAAGUGAACGAUUUGUAUGAAUUUGUGAUCCUCCGCAAUGCCUCGAUGCUGGGCAACUUCAUCACGGAUCUGUACUUCCUCGAGCGCAUGGAAAACGUUUCCCCGAACAUCCGCGAGUGCAUCAAGCGGCACACCUCCCACCUAGACUUGGCUGGGAAGGAGGCGCACUCACCGCCACAGCUGCUCGAGCAGCUGCGCUUCCUGCACAAGCAGAUCGUCGAUGAGUGCCUGCAGGUGCGCGUCUACGGGCUGCAGCAUUUGGGCGAACUCUUUGGCCGCCGUCGCACGCAGCUCAACCGAAUGAUACUCAAUGAACUGCCGCUGGAGCCGCUGCUGGAGCAGAUUGUCAACGUGCUGAUGGCCGGCUGCCAGCACGACGACCGACAGCUGCAGCUGGCCUCGGCCAAGUGCCUGGGCGAGCUGGGAGCCAUCGAUGCCAGCUACCUCCUGUCCAACUACAACUUUGACAGCCCCCAGCCGCUGCCGCUGACCGUGAUGUCCGAUGACUUUGCGGUGCUGGCGCUGACUGCGCUGUGCCGCGGCUACCAGUUCCAGCAGAAGACAAAGCACGUGGACAGCUUCUCGCUGGCCAUCCAGGAGACGCUCGCCGUGUGCGGCAUCUCGCCCAAGGAGCAGAAGAAGGUGCGCCUCUGGCAGUCGCUGCCUGCGCGCAUGCGCGAGGUGAUGGAGCCGCUGCUGCAGUCCUGCUACACGAGCUGCCAGCGGGCGAGCAACUGCCAGCAGCAGCCGAUCUUUGGCAGCCAUUACUCCAACAACUCGUACGAGGAGUGGGCCUUCGUGUGGGCCAGCCGCCUCAUCGAUUACAUCCAGAAUGCGGACACGCGGCACUUGCUCAGCUCCUACAAGCCGUGCAUCAAGCGGGAUGGCAACAUGCUGAGCACCUUCUGUCCCUACGUUCUGCUGCACGCGCUCCUCGAGUGCAACGCGGAGCAGGGCCAGCACAUGCUGGAGGAGUUCCUCGCCGUGCUGCAGGCCAACGAGGAGAGUGCCAGCUCCAGCUCCAGCUCCAAGGCGCAGCAGGAGCUGGGCGCCGUCAAGGAGAACGCCUUCAAGAUGUUCGAGUCGAAGAAGUACACGGCAGGCGUCAAGCAGCCAGCGGGCAGCGUGCUCGAGCGGAAGGAGGACUCCAGCCAUGUGCCUCGUCUCGCUGGCAAGCUCUGUGCGGAGUUGCUGGACUUCCUGCAGCGCUGGCUACGCGAAUGGCAGCGCAUGCACGGCCGCAGCACUGCGGGCAGACCGCCCCAGGAUGUGGAUGCCAACUACGGGAAGAUUCACGAGUUUCUCGGGCGGAUACCCAAGCUGUUGGUCUCCCGCGCCAGCUACAACUGCGGGGAGUAUGCGCGUGCGCUGAGCUACCUGGAGAGCUAUCUGGAGGAGGGUGAGGACAAGUCCAAGCGCAUUCGGGAACAGUUUACGUUCCUCGUCGAGGUCUACGGCAAGCUGCUGGACUCGGACUCCGUGGAGGGCGCCGUGCAGGCGCGCAGCUACGACAUGAGCGUCACGCAGGACAUUCUGGUGAACCGUUUGGUGGAGCGGCAGCAGGACAUGAUCACCUGCUACGAGCAGCUGCUGUCCAGCACGGACAACCUGCAGCCGGAGCACAUCCGCGCCAUGAUCGAUGCCUACCUGAUGGACACGCCCAAGACCGCUCAGCUGAUUGCGGAUGGCCUGUGGCAGCGUCUCUCGGACCAGUACACGGAGCAAUGCUUCAGCGAGUGCAAAGCGGAGCUGCUCUGGCGUCUCGGCAGCUACGACGAGCUGGACGAUUGGAAAGCAUCCUCCAACUGGCCGGCACAGUGCGCCCAAGGCUGCCUGGCGCUGCGCCAGCCGCUGACCACGCGGCCGCAGUUCGACUCGCUGCUGGACGGCAUGCGGGCAUCGGUGCUGGAGCAGCUGCGCAGUUGCUCCGCCGUGCAGCAGCACUCGUACGCGAAUGCCUACGAUGCGGUGCUGAAGCUUCACCUCGUCCACGAGCUGCAGUGCAGCCAGCAGCUGGUGGAGCAGCUGCAGCGGGAGAGUGCAGAGGAGCGGCAGGAGCAGCUGAUGCGGGAGUACUUUGAGGACUGGCAUGCGCGUCUGCAGGUGAUACAGCCGCAGGUGCGCGUGCAGGAGCCCAUCAACAGCUUCCGUCGCAAUCUGCUGGCGGAGCUGCAGCAACGCCUCGCGGAUCGCCGACACCUGCAGCCGCAUCUGCAGACGGAGCUGGCCAGUCUCUGGCUGAACAGUGCGCAGAUCAACCGGAAUGCUGGCCAGCUGCAGCGGGCACAACUGUACCUACUCAAGGCGGCGGACUACAAGCCCAGCGGCCUGUUCCUGGAGCGUGCGCGGCUGCUGUGGCAGAAGGGCGAUCAGGUGAUGGCCAUGAACUACCUGGAGGAGCAGCUGUCCAUCAUUCGUGGGUCGUGCCAGGGCAAUGCCAAGCAGCUGUCGCAGGAGCAGCGGCAUCUGUACUUCGAGGGCAAGUACCUGCAGGCCGUGUACAAUGCCGAGUCGAUGCACCUGUGCGCGGAUGCCAUUCUGCGUUACUUCCACGAGGCCAUUGCCGUGCACCGCCAGUCGGAGGGCUGCCACGUGCAGCUGGCACAGUUCCUGGAGAAGAUGCGCGAGGCUGGGAGCAGCAAGUCGGGUGCGCCGGCCAGCCACGAGAGCGACGAACUGCUGCUCCAGAUUAUGCUCAACUAUGCCAAGUCGCUGCGGUAUGGCCGGGAGCACGUGUACCAGUCGAUGCCCCGCUUGAUCAGCCUCUGGCUGGACACGGCCGAGUCCUCCACCAACCCAGAGCUCGUGAAGAAAAUGAACGACUUGCUGGGCAACUGCUGCACCGCCCUGCCCACGCCCAUUUUCUACACAGUCUUCUCCCAGAUGCUGAGUCGCCUCUGCCAUCCCACGCCCGAGGUGUUCAGUGUGCUGCGCAAUGUGAUCAUCCGCCUCGUGGAGGACUACCCGCAGCAGUCGCUGUGGAUGCUGCUGCCGCACUUCAAGUCAGCCACAGCCAACAGGAUCAAGCGCUGCAAGCUGGUGCUCACCGAUGGCCGGCUGCAGAACGCCGCCUUCCAGAAGCUCCUGCACGACUUCAACUCCCUCACGGAGCGUCUGAUCGAGUUGACCAACAAGGAUGUCGCGCUGGAUCGCAGCUACAAGCUGAGCGAACUGGACAAGCGCCUGCCCAAGCUGUGCAGCCAGCCGGACUUCUCCAGCAUCCUUCUGCCCUUCGAGAAGUACAUGCAGCCCACGAUGCCACUCUCCCUGGAGUCGACCAGCGCAGCGACACUGUCCCCGCUGUCGACAAGCGGCAGCUCUGUCAACUGGUUUCCCUAUCAGCAGAUCUACAUCAGCGGCUUCCUGGAGCAAGUGACAAUCCUGCGCUCGGCGGCCAAGCCCAAGAAGCUGACAAUUCGCUGCAGCGACGGGCAGGAGUACGAUGUGAUGGUGAAGCCCAAGGACGACCUGCGACGCGACGCACGACUGAUGGAGUUCAAUGGCCUGGUGAAGCGUUAUCUGCACCAGAAUGCUCCAGCCAGGCAGCGGCGCCUGCACAUACGCACCUACGCCGUGCUGCCGUUCAACGAGGAGUGCGGCCUGGUCGAGUGGCUGCCCAAUCUGUCGUCGUAUCGCAGCAUCUGCAUGGCGCUGUACGCGCAGCGGGGACGGGUCAUGUCCAGCCGGCAGCUGCAGCAGCUGGCCCUGCCCCUGACCGAUCCCAUCGAGAAGAAGCGCGAUGUGUUCACCAAGCAGCUGCUGCCCGCCCAUCCGCCCGUGUUCCAGGUGUGGCUGCGUCAACGCUUCGCCACGCCCCACAGCUGGUACGAGGCGCGACACACAUACAUCCGCACCGUGGCCGUCAUGUCCAUGGUGGGCUACAUCCUCGGCCUGGGCGAUCGUCACGGCGAGAACAUACUCUUCGAUGAGCGCAACGGAGACGCUGUCCAUGUCGAUUUCAACUGCCUCUUCAACCAGGGCGAACUGUUGACCUACCCCGAAAUGGUGCCAUUCCGCCUCACCCAGAACAUGAUUGCGGCCAUGGGGCCGCUUGGAGUUGAGGGAAGCUACCGCAAGUGCUGCGAGAUUACGCUGAGGCUGCUCAAGCAGGAGGCCAAGACACUGAUGUCCAUGCUGCGGCCCUUUGUCUACGAUGUGGGAGCGCAGAGCCGCAACGCUGCCGCCACCACAAAGAUCACCAACGAUGUGCAGCGAAUUGCCGAUCGUCUGCAGGGACACGUUAAGCGCCAGAUGGCCAACAGCAUUCCACUGUCCACCGAGGGACAGGUCAACUUUCUCAUCGAUGAAGCCACCAAAUUGGACAAUCUGGCUGUCAUGUACAUUGGCUGGGGAGCGUUCCUCUGACGCGUCUACACUAAAAGUCAUUCAUGUCGAACCAACCA